Brassica napus (rape) is the source of this 5454-nucleotide messenger RNA. RefSeq lists its product as uncharacterized. Lineage: Eukaryota; Viridiplantae; Streptophyta; Magnoliopsida; Brassicales; Brassicaceae. The coding region runs from base 1243 to 2271 and encodes 342 amino acids. The transcript is spliced from 2 exons. The record is from RefSeq and is a predicted model, not a curated record.
CAGAAACCUUUCAGCAACAACAGCAGAGGCUAUGGAAACUCAUUCUACCAGAAUCCACCACCACAGACUCAGGAAAGCAAGAUUGAAGCAAUGCUUGACAGAGUUCUGGAAGGACAUCAACAACUCACUGUGGAUUUCAAUGGGAAGAUAGAUUCCGCCUACAACAGUCUGAACACAAGCAUUGAGACCUUAGGGACUCAGGUUAGGAAUCUUGAAAUGCAAGUAGUUCAGACUGGAGACACUGUAAAGAGGCAAAAAGCCUUGGCUAGAGAGGCAGGAGUUGAGAAAGCAAAACACCAUCGACUGCGGAGUAGACAUCGAUCGACAUCAUCUGCUGAAUCGACUGCGGAGUGUAGUGCAGUUCGAAUCAUGACUCAUGAGGAAUUCGCAGAAAAACAUCCUCACCCACCCUCCCCUUUCUACGUCAAAAUCGAUCGACCGCAUGAGCCAGCAGUCGACCGACAAAAAGAGACCGACAUCGAUUGACCCCCUCACCUCCCAUCGAUCGACGGGCACCUCUCACCUUCUGAGUGCGGUUACCAUCUAUUGAUAAUGACCGAAUCAACGCAUUCAGACCACCACCUAAACCAUCAGCCAACCCACCAGAACUUACAACCAACCCUUCAGACACUACACCAAAGCCUAUGCAAGUUGAUGAGGCAACUGAAGGAAGAAGGUUAAGGAAGAGGAAGGAGAAGAUUCCUAAGAACCUUAAGAGGGAAGCUAAUGAGAAGGAGAUGGAUGGUUUCACUAAGAGAGUUCUCAGAAUCCCAGUGGAGAGAACCUUUUGAUGAAGUUUAUUUCACACACAGGUUGUGGAUGUUCUUCAGAGAGACUAAGGAAACUGAGGAGGACAUUAGGAGAAUGUUUCAUCAUGUCAGGGAAAAGAUGAAACUAAGGAUCACAUUGAAGAAGAAGAGUGAUCCUGGAAAGUUCGCAAUACCAUGUGUUGGGAAGGGUAUUGAAUUUCCCCAUCCACUUUGUGACACAGGAGCAUCAGUCAGCAUACUACCUAAGGUUAUGGCAGACCAGCUGGAUCUGAAAAUAGAGCCUUCAUCAGAUUCUUUCACCUUUGUGGAUCUUUCAGAAAGAAGCUCAGGAGGCAUCAUAAGAGACCUUGAAGUACAGAUUGGUAAUGCCCUUAUCCCAGUAGAUUUUCAUGUCCUGGACAUAAAGCUAAACUGGAACUCUUGACUUCUGCUUGGAAGAGCUUUCCUGGCUACAGUAGGAGCUGUAUGUGACAUGAACACCAACAGAUUGUGUCUGACACUGACAGAUCCAGACGUCUACUAUGACCCUGUUCGAGUUGUGAGACAACAGGUCAACCUCGUGGAGCUUGGAAAUGAUCUUGGCUACAUUGCAGCAUGCCAUUGUAGAGCAGAGUACGAAACGGAGUACUCGGAAUCGAUCGACACUCACAUUGUUUCAUCAAUCGAUUCCAAUGAGUCACCGACGACCGAUGAACGCUAUCCCACGUCGCUCGAUGGGAAGCAACCGGUAGACCACCUCGCGUUACCAGAUCAGUGUUAUCCAGACUUUGCCUUUAAACAACCCAACAACAGAGGACGAGAUGACUAUUCAAUAGGCAGUUGGGCAGACAGUGGAUUCCAUGAAAGUUUUGGAGUGGAUACUGUAAAUCCUUCAUCCAAUGAGGAUCCUACAGAGGAGUAUGAUGAGGAUUACCGGAAGGAAAGAGCUAUAGAGAUUGCUAUGCAGGAUGACAGAUAUUCAGGCCAUUCCUUCAACAACACGUCUCCACCAUCGAUCGACAGAUUUCACUCAGCAUCGGUCGAUACCCACCCUCAUCCAGCAAAACGUUCUUAUGCAUCGAUCGAUACCAUACCUGGUCCAUCGAACGAUAUUAAAGCCACCGCCUUUGAAAAGGAAAAAGGGAAUAUUCCAAUUCCAAGUAGGUUUACCAAUACUUAUAUAAGGAGUUUUGCACCCCAGAUUACUUCUCACGACACCGAAGCAGAAAAGAUAAAUGCUCUCACAAACCAAUCAGAAGGAACAUCUAGGAGGAGCAUUCAAUCCAAAAACCCUAAUUCCACAGACAAACGUCUACCUUUGAUCGAUACUCCAGUAUCAACAUCGAUCGAUACUCAUUCUAAACCUCAACUUUCUUUAUUUACUAAGAAGAAUAUGAGUAUGGAUUACGGUUUUCUAACUCCUGAUGAAUUUGGUAUUUUCAGGGACCCAGAUGGCCAUGCUAGAGCUAUGGAUGGAAGAAUUCUAAAAGUAUCCAGGGAGGACAUAUCAGACAUUCUUUAGGUGGCCAAUGGACCAGAUAACUUGUUUAUGUAGCAACACAGCAUUCUAGACAACAUUCCCACAGUUCCAGACGAACAUCCAGGGCUAACACAACAGCAAUUGGUUCACACUAAUCAUACCGACCAGUUGGCCACGCAUCGAUCGACAAGGUUGCUCCAACAUCGUUCGACAGGGUAACACCAAUGUGGUCGACAAGAGACCCUCACCAUCGAUCGACAGACGUUACGAGUUUGGACAUCGCGCUUAUGACAUCUAUGGAGCCAGAAAGUUCAGAUGGGAACAUAAGGACGAAUAUGGAGUCUACAGAGAUGAGUUUGGAUAUGCAAGGAGCGUAGCUGGUGAGAUGAUCCCUGUUACCAAGGAAAACAUCAGAAAAAUUCUGGAGAGCGCAUCACUAUACGAAGAGACUCACAUAUGUCUUCCAGAACAAGCCACUUCUUUCACACCUACAAGACUGGCACCAGAGAUCUACACCAAAGAUGAGAUUAAUGAGAUGGUGACUGGUAUUUUGGGAGCUCAAGAAAGUCUAGGAGAUGAACUCAAGACAUUGGUAGAUGACACCUAUCAGCCUUUGGACAGAGGUUACAAUGAGCUUUUCAGAAGUAUGGCAGAUAUGAGGACAAAGAUUGAGAGUAUGCAGCACAGCCUUGAGAAGGAAGCUACGACAUCACCAUCGAUCGACGCCUACAAAGCAACAUCUUCGAUGUCAAGCCACAGACAUCCCAAAUCCCUGCAGAACCGCAAAGUUUGGCAGAGAAUAAGGAUGAAUGGGAGAUCGCAUUAAUGACGUCUACAACCCUCUCAACAACAACGUGGACUGGUUAAGCAUGAGAAUUGAUCUGCUACAGCAAGAUUUGGACACCAUUCGCAAGAAGGAUCAACAACCAGCCACAUCGAUCGAUAUUUGCACCAUCACAUCGAUCGACAGCAAGUUCGCAGCAAUGGAAGAUAAGUUACAAUCUUAUGAGGAUAUGCACGACCGUUUCACCUCACCUAUCAUGCGAUACUUGGACACCUUGUCUACACAUAUGAUGAAAGUCCAGAAGGAUAUUGGCAAGCUUAAUGAUCAACAUGAUUUUCAGGAAGAAGGUCAAACAUCGAUCGAUAGGUUCCAGUGGACAUCGGUCGACGGCAAGAAACCUACAGAACACCUUCCCUACACAGCAUCAGAAGUUGAUCAGAUCACAUCAAAGCUUUACACUGCUAUAGACACCAUGGAGGAACGACUUGAGAAGCGGUGUGAUGACAUCUACUUUCCAUUCGACGUUCGACUCGGUUGACUAGAUAGCCAAGCAUAGUGGCUACAGAAGGAAGUCAAAGCCAUUCAAAGGCAACUCGCAUCUCAACACCAGAUAUCAGCAUCGAUCGACAGAGCACGCUCCAAAUCGAUCGACAGUACUGCACCAGCAACGAUCGAUAGACAUAUAGUCGCAUCGACCGAUACCAAGUCUACAUCAGACGACGAGCAGCUGAUACACAACAAGAUGGAGUCAAUGCACGAGGAACUGAACGAGCUAUCAGCAUACGCCUACGACAAGAUAGGAUGGCAUCAGUUCAACAUUGAAACUCUUCAGGAGAGGCUACAGAACAUCUCAAAUGCAAUACAAAAGAUGGAUGAGAGAUGGACCAGAAACGAUGAGGCCAAAAGAAGUUUCAUUGCAGCUUGGUCCAAAAUGUGCAGAGAUGAGGUGGAUGCUUGUUUCCCAACAAGUAGCUGUCUUUCCACCAACUAGCCCAACACCUCCACAGUCAAGCUAAAUGAUUAUAACAAAGCGCUGAGUGGGAGACAACCCACUAUUAGGUAAUUUUAAUUGGUUUUCUUAGUUACUAGUAUUUACACUCACUUUUCAUUCUUUUAGAUUUAUUUGCUAAGAUCCAGGUAGGAUGAUGACCACCAUAUCGACCGCAUACGAGAUGUCGACAUCGAUCGACAUGCUGACUCCUGCGACAAUCGAUGCAUACCAAUGCACAUCGAUCGAUUCCCACUCCGGUCAGGUUUAUCUUCCUAACUUGUUACAUUGAGUACUUAUGAUUUAUUUCCACCAUAACUCUGACUGUGUUACACUGGGACAGUGUAAUUUAAGUCUGGGGGGAGGUUUACUGACAUUAUUUAAUAUGAUUCUUAUUAAAAGAAUUUUAAUAAAGUUAUACUUAGCUAUGAGAAAUGGACUAUGAUCUUAUUAUUGAUUUAUACUUGAAUGUCUAACCACUCUUUAGCACUAUUUUAGAUUUACUGAUUACAGAUAGUACUAAAGAUGCUAAAGUGGAUCAACCUGUCAACUAUACACACUUGCCUUGAUUGUUUGAAGGAACCAAAGCUGACCUCCAACACUAAACCUGACAUAAUUGCUUGUCUUGGGGCUUGGUAUACAUGGGAUCGAAUUCUUCAGACAAGUCUAGAAGGUUUGUUUUGCUGGCAAGUGAUGGUCGUAUAACAUGAGAAUAGCUAUUUCUGAGUCCAAGAAAAAAGAAGCCAGAAGAUAAAUAGCGAAGCUACCGAAGCAGCCGCAGAAAGAAACUCAAAGGCUGAUGAAGAAAAAUUAUUCACUGUCACAGUGAAGCAAAAUCAUUCACUGAAGAGCUACGAAAGUCUCAAGAAGAAGCAGAGCAAGCAAAGGCUGGGGCAAGUACGAUGGAGACCAUUUUAUUUGCAACUUAGGAAUAAACUAAGGCUGCUAAGGGUUCAGAGAGGUUGGCAUUAGCCGCCGUCUGCUUAGCUAGCGUGCUCAUGAUUCUGAAGAAGAAUCCAAUACAAUGGUUGCAACAGUUGUUCUGAGAUCGAGGAAGCUACAGAAAUAGACAAGGUAAACUUGGAGAGGAAGAAGCAAAAAACACUUGCAGAAGAAAUUGAGAAGGCUAAAGAAGAAGAGUUAGGCGUAGAAGAAGAGUUAGGCGUAGAACAAGAGUUGAGAAAAUGGAAAGAAGAAUUUAUGGAAGAAGAAUAUAACGGUCAAAGGCGAAGAAACUGAGUCUAAUGGAACUGAAUAAACCCAAUCUCACAAGUAAAUCCUAGAAAAAGGUCACAUAAGUGAGUCUGAUGUGAAGAAGUUGAUUAUGUAAGAUCUGUUUUAUAAAUGUGUAUGUCUACGUUAUAAUAGAAGAACUAGAUUUUGACCCGCGCUUUCAAAGCGCGGAUUUAUUUUCCUCUUAAAAUUUUUAUAAAAUUUGGAAAAUUUCGUGACA